Saccharomycodes ludwigii is the source of this 3369-nucleotide messenger RNA. It is a transcript of the gene LRG1, whose product is annotated as GTPase-activating protein LRG1. Gene Ontology annotation, cellular component: cytoplasm. The transcript has a single exon. Bases 1 to 3369 code for a protein of 1122 amino acids. NCBI's taxonomy places the organism in Eukaryota, Fungi, Ascomycota, Saccharomycetes, Saccharomycodales, Saccharomycodaceae. Gene Ontology annotation, biological process: signal transduction; actin cytoskeleton organization. The record is from RefSeq and is a predicted model, not a curated record.
AUGUCCAAAAAUAAACCAACUAAUAACGCCACUCACAGCCAUAAUAAUACACAAGAUAGAUCUAAAGUACCGAUUUCACAUUCUUCUUCUAGGCAAGUGAAAAGAUGUUGUAAAUGUGGAAAAUCCAUCAAUGGUCAGUUAAUUAAAGCUUUAGGAGAUAUAUACCACCAAAAUUGUUUUACUUGUUACGAUUGUGGUACAAUAUGCAAACCAAAAUAUUUCCCCUUCGAACUACCAGACACUAAAGAGCUUGUCCCUCUUUGUCAUUACGAUUAUUUCAAACGAAACAAUUUACUUUGCUAUGUUUGUAACGAACCCUUGAGAGGCACUUUUUAUAAUGCUUUUGGUAGGUUGUAUGAUGAAGAGCAUUUUUGUUGCAAAAUAUGUGGUGAAAAAUGUAGUUUAAAAACAUGUUUUAACUAUAAUAACAGCUUAUAUUGCAAAUAUCAUUACUUGAAAUUUUUUUCCAAAAGAUGUAAAGGCUGUAAAUAUCCCAUCACAGAUCAACACUUUGAGUUUCCCAGAGGUGAUAAAAUUUAUAGGUGGCACCCUGAAUGUUACGGUAUUCAUAGGUAUUGGCACAUAGAUCUAGUUCCGGAAUCGUUGGCUAUUCCUGAGUUACCUAUUUUUGACCAGUCACAAUCAAAUAACAAUAGUAUCCUAAGUUCCAAAGACACAAAUCCAAGUCCUAAGGAACUUGAGGUUUACAUUAAAAGUUCAACCACUUUAAUUUUCAAAACAUGGACUAUAUUAUACAGAUUCGAAGAAGAAACCGCCGCCUGUAUUUCUGACAUGAUCCAAUAUGCAACUAGCGAGAAUAAUUUAAAAGGUGUUAAUUCGACUGCAUUAUUUGUACUUAAAAUCGAAUGUUUAUUUAAAGCAUUGGAUGCUUUGCAGUCCCUAACCAAUUUUGCAACAUUAGGUGGCAGAAUUAAAAACUCUUAUUUACACGCUCCGGAAGCUCCUCAGGUAGAGGAAGAUGAUGACGAAGAAGAAGAAGAAGAAGAAGAAGAAGAAGGAGAAGAAGAAAAUUAUGAUGUCAAUAAAACUAGAGACAAUAAUAAUGGAAACAUUUUACCUAAUACUUCCAACAAUAUGAAUGUGAAAAAAAGAAAAGAAUCCAUUUCACAAAAAUAUCGGAAAUUCCCAAGAAAUUUAUCCACAGGCAUUAUGGUUUAUUUACAACUAUUAAGAAAAUUCAACCCAAUUCCAAAAGAUAAAGAUAUGCCCGUUUCUAAAAUUAUGACGGUAAUUAAUGGCCUAUCGCAUUCGUUAAAAUUGCUAAUUCGUUACGGAUUGUUUAAUUCUUUAGAGUACAAUAUAAAGGUUCAUUCGACUAACACUUUGAGUAAAUUUUUGAGAGAAGUGGAAAAGAAUUUAAACUAUUCAUUAAAUUACAAAGAUCCGUUUGAAUUUAUAGAUGUGAAACUUGAUGCGACUGAUUCCUGCGUGCAAUGCGGUAAAUAUAUCCAACAAGAAUGUAUUAGGUUCCAGAAUAAGAGAUGGCAUAUUCAAUGUUUUAAUUGUAGUUGUUGUCACAAGCAUAUAGAAAAGUACGAUAUUUUAGACGCUGCUUACCUUAAAAAUGGCUGCAAAGUUUUAUGUGCUCAAUGCUCUUUAAACGAACCCGCAUCUAUUUCUGGUUUUAAGCCUGUGACAAGAUUAUCACAGUUGAUUUUUUUAUUGAAAAUGGCAUUGGUGAAAACAAAAACUGUCAUGGAAAUGAAAAUUAAAGAAAGUAAAUUACGCCAAGAAAAAAUGUUACUCACAGAUAACAAAAAUGAUGCACAUUUCAAAAUCAAUGUGAGAAAUAUAGCUCUAAGCUCGCCGGGGAAAACGUGUGGUGUUAUGCAACAAGACUCGUCUUAUGUUAGAACGUUAAACGAUAUUAAAGCACUAAGGGCCAAAAGAAAUAGUUUGCGUAUAUCGCGUACUGAUUCAAAGGUGAAAAAAUCGCAACUAGUGGAGACUGCACAAAAAAACAGUGAAGAGAACAAGAGUGCCGACGACUCUUUAGAGAUUGAAAUAUCAGAGGACACAGAGAAUGAUUCACCUAAAGACACUACAAUGUUCAAUAACUCAAAAACAUUGACCUUAGAUGAUAUAUCGAGGAUUGUUGCCGCUGAACAAGCCAGAGAACUAAGACCCAAUGCCUUUAGGCACUUUAAUAAACUUAAGGAAAUUGAUGAAGACGUAAAGUUGCCUACUUUAAACAAAAGUGGUGUAUAUUAUUCUGAUUUAUCCAGUGAUCAUCUGGUCAAACUACAGCUGAUAGCUUUAUCUGUAAUAUGUUGUGGGGAUCACCGAUUGUAUAACAAGGAUCAAAAAAUUAUGGAUCUAGUAUUACAAAUUGACAGUAAGAAGUCGACUAAUUCCUCACCUGUUACUACUGAUGAUAAUUCCAAUGGGUCAUCUCCAGUUGAUGCAGUAAAUGGCUUUUGGGGCAUUUUUAAACCAAGAAAACCAAAGGACUUGAGAAAAAAUACCAAUGUAUACGGUGCUGUGCAUCAUGUUUUUGGUGAAUCAUUGGAUAGAUUAACAGAAUACGUUGGUAUAGAUUCAGAUUUGGGAAUUGGUUCAUCAAGAGUUAAAAUACCGCUACUAGUGGAUGAAACCAUUUCUACUUUGAAACAAAUGGACAUGUCGGUUGAAGGUGUUUUUAGAAAAAAUGGGAAUAUUAAGAGGUUGCGUCUUUUAACAGAAGAAAUCAAUUCUAAUCCAACAACGAUGCCAGAUUUGUCCAAAGAGAACGCGGUCCAAUUAUCGGCUUUACUGAAGAAAUUUUUAAGAGAGUUACCAGAUCCUUUAUUGACGUUUAGCUUAUAUGAUUUGUGGAUAAAAAUUCCAACGGUAGAACCUGUUUUGUAUAGAAACAUAUUUUAUGCCACUGUGUAUGCUUUGUUACCAAAAUUUAAUCGAAAUGUUUCAGAGGUUUUGUUUUCGUUUUUAAGUUGGGUAUCAUCCUUUUCCCAUUUGGACGAUCACAUCGGCUCCAAAAUGGAUAUCCAUAAUCUCUCUACUGUUAUCACACCAAAUAUUUUGUAUGCAAAAAGUAAGCUGGAUGCGUAUACACUGACAAAUUACAGUUCUGCAGCAAUGAAAAAUAAUGGGGAAUCAUACUUUUUAGCUAUUGAAGCGGUAGAUUAUCUAAUUACACAUAAUGAAGAUUUGGCUAUGGUUCCGAAAUUUAUGAUCAAUUUGUUAAACGGAGUUGUAAAAAAUAAUUGGAAUGAUUUUGAGCAGAUAUAUGCGUUCGUAGAAAGUAAUUAUGCUUUAAUAGACUUUACCGAAUUUAACUUUAGUGAAAAGAUUUUGGCGCAAGGAGUUACAUCACAAGUUAAAGUGGAGCAGGUGAAAAUCAACGAAUAG